This is a messenger RNA of Lingula anatina, 3425 nucleotides long. Its product is annotated as serine/threonine-protein kinase Nek7. Gene Ontology annotation, biological process: peptidyl-serine phosphorylation. Gene Ontology annotation, molecular function: protein serine/threonine kinase activity; ATP binding. Lineage: Eukaryota; Metazoa; Brachiopoda; Lingulata; Lingulida; Lingulidae. The record is from RefSeq and is a predicted model, not a curated record.
GAUAAGUUGCUUGGCAUCUAGAGGAAGCGGAGGUGAAACAAGUUCAGAGAAAAUCUUUUGGGCUGAACUUUUGAAAGGCCAGGCCUGUAAAAUAAGUUUGAGGAGGGCAACGCCAAACGUUGCACUUGGAUUAAACGUGCAGUACAUCAUUCCUUGCGCAAGUUUGUACUUGACUGUCACGUUGUCAGUAAUGUACGGUGUGUUCAGUAGAUAGAAACAUAUUUCUACCUAGACUCAGUAGUGUUGGAAUGAUAUGACAUGAAGUUGACCUUGACACUGUGACCUUGACCUUGACCUCUGAUCUGUAAAUUGAAGUAGUCACCAUGGAGAGUAUGGAGUGUGACCUUCCCGUCCCCACCAAUGACCCCAAUAACAUGUACUGCACUCUGUCAAGCUUUGAGAUUGACAAAAAGAUAGGCAAGGGUCAGUUUAGUGAAGUGUGGAGGGCAAGAUGUAAGACAGAUGGCAGUGCAAUUGCCCUGAAAAAAGUGCAGAUAUUUGAGAUGAUGGAUGCCAAAGCCAGACAAGACUGUAUCAAAGAAAUAGAUCUGUUAAAGCAACUUAAUCAUCCGAAUGUGAUCAAAUAUUUGGCUUCGUUUAUAGAAGACAACGAGUUGAAUAUAGUCCUAGAGUUAGCUGAUGCUGGGGAUUUAUCUAGAAUGAUCAAACAUUUCAAAAAACAGGACAGGCUGAUCCCAGAGAGGACAAUCUGGAAAUAUUUCAUACAAAUCUGCAGUUCUCUGGAGCACAUGCAUUCCAAAAGAAUCAUGCACAGAGACAUCAAGCCAGCCAAUGUAUUCAUCACUGCACAGGGAGUGGUGAAGUUAGGGGACCUGGGCCUGGGCAGGUUCUUCAGCUCCAAAACUACAGCUGCACAUUCUUUGGUUGGCACACCAUACUACAUGUCCCCAGAAAGGAUACAUGAAAAUGGCUACAACUUCAAGUCAGACAUCUGGUCUUUAGGCUGCCUGCUGUAUGAGAUGGCAGCACUGCAGUCUCCUUUCUAUGGAGACAAAAUGAAUCUUUAUUCCUUGUGCAAAAAGAUUGAGCAAUGUGACUAUCCCCCUCUCCCAUCAGACCAUUAUUCAGAAGAACUCAGAAACUUGGUGGCAGUGUGUAUCAACCCAGAUCCAGAACAGCGCCCAGACAUCACUUAUAUAUAUGAAGUAGCAAAAAAGAUGCACACAAGUUUUCUUCAACAGCAGCAGCAACAACAGCAGUAACGUAAUCUAAGGAUUUUUAAUGGGUUGUUAAGGAGUCAGUUAGGUGACAUAAUAAAAGUAUAUAUUUUGUGAAGUUUAAGCUGACGAUCUCAAGAUAGAUACAGAUAAAGAAUAGAGAGUGUUUAUUAUAUUUGAGUAUUAAAAUAUAUAUGUGUACAUGGUGAGGUUUGAUAGGACCAAUCUAUUGUCUUACUUGAUUCCUGCUACUUUUCUUGUGAAAGUAGAGAUUGCCAAAGUAUGGAUAUAUAUUGUAAAUUGCUGUUCCUGGUUUAUUUCUUUUCUCUGGUGAUUUUAAAAAAUGUGUGUUGUGAUAUGAAAACUUUUGUGUAAAAAAAAUCUGUAUGGAUCUGAAAUUAAUCAAAUUUGCCAUGUAUGGCAUUAAUUAUGCAUGGGCAUAUUACAUAUCAGCCACAUUACAUAUUUUUCUUCAAAUGGAAAGUUGACAAAAAUGUUGAAGUAUUUUUCAUAAACUUCAGCAAAUGCAAACCAUUUGAAACGUUGCAAAAAUUGUAUGUAAAAUGUUAACCCUCGGAAAAUCUUCACUUACCCUAACUAUAUACCUAAACAUACUGUGUCUCCUCCAUAAUUUCAUAAUUUGUAAGCUGCAUUGAAUUUAUAGAAAUUUCAUGACAGUUUUCAUAUUCACAAUGGCUAGUCCUUAUUAUACAGUUGUGUCAUCUCCUAGUGUCCGAGUUUUGAAGUUAUGUAAACAGUCUGGAUGCAACUGUAAAAAGGCUGCAAAAUAUAACCAAGGCAUAAUUUCAUAAGCACUUUAUUCAGGAAUUAUAUGCUCUUUAAAAUAUGUUUUUAUUUGUCCAGUAUAAGGCUGCAUUUCAAUCCCCCACCCCUCUUCUCCUCCUUACCAAGUGCAAGAAAAACUAAACUUUAACAUACAGGCCUCUUGUAUAACAUGUUCCGUUUGAUACAGUCUGUAUUGAAGUGAAAUACGGUUGUGACUUGGUAUUGUACAUAUGCAUGUCUUGUGUGUUUUGUUCGGGUAGCAGGCUACUGAGAAACUUAACAAAAUAUGAGAAAAACUUUGACCAUGAGAACAGUUCACUGUUUAUAUGUGCAGUAUACAGUUGAGUUGCCCAUUGUUGCAGGCGGAUGUCAAAGUGUGUGAAAUAGACUUUUGUCCAGAUUCUACUUAUUAUUUAUUUUAAAAGAAUUAAAAUGCAUAAAGAAGUGAUUGUAAGGUUUAAAUCUAUAGAUGGCUAUAUAUUCAUUGUGUUUCUUCUUUUUUUUUGAGUGUAUUUUUCUAUUGCAAUUACAUAGUAUAGGGCGACCAAAUGGUUCUUUUCCAAAGGAAAGAUUAUUAGUUAUAACAUUUUCACUUUGAAAGAGGAGUUAUGUCAAAAACAAGUUCUGUGGAAGCUUCAUUUAUUAUUUUGACUGAUAUACUGUGAAACUAAAAGAAGAUAUAUAAACCAUAACUGCUUAAAUUUAACUGUUAAUGCGCUGUAGUAUUUAUGAUUUACAAGCACGACUAGUGGAAUUAUAUUUAUAUUAAUAUACAUAUAUAUUAUUGUGCCUGUUGCACCCAUUUUGCUUAUCUGCAGUGAUCACUUUUUGUGGGGUCUAAGGGAAUCCGUCCAACAUAUAUAUAAAUAUAUGAUAUAAAUUGAAUAUUAUAUACUCUAAACCACCACUUCACCUGAGGUUGCUCACUACCUGUAUAUGUUCUGACUAUUUAUAUAUCUAAUGGCUUUAUUAUGUGUUACAUUUACAAGAUUGAACAUUGUAAGAUUGUUAUAUAUGAUAUAUAUGUGCUGUGUCUUUUUAAACCAACCAAAGUCCAGAGUCGAGUUGAUGGUCACAAGAGUUUAACAAAUAGCUUAAUAUCCUUCCAAAUCCUUUGCAACAUCAGUUGUUGUUAGUAUUUGUCACUUGGACAAGUGUGAUCAAUUUUACCUAGCCACGUUUUAAACUUCAUGGGUUAUUUGAUAAGUCAGUACAUUUCAGUUUAUUCCCCGAUAUUCUAGGUAUUAUAAUUGUUGGCUUGAUUUGUUGUUAUAGCUUGGAUUUAAAGAUUUAAAGCAUUUGGUUGAUAAAAAGUUCACCACUGCCAGUGGAUUUUGUUUCAAGUUUUGUUGCUUCAGUUGAUAAGAAAGUUGGAGGACACUUCAAGUAAAUUUUCUGUCUAGUCUGAAAACGCAUUUCGUGGGUGUAGAAUGCUCAUUUAUUAAGAUGAUCCCAUGGCAC